ACGGUAAUAAGCAUAUGCGUCUAGUUUCUGUUUCGUCUUUGUUGUCAAUAAAUGUUACUUUUACAAUUAUGCACAGCCCCUGAGAACGUGUAAUACUACAACAAUAUAGAAUGGCAAAAAUAUCUAAAACAGAAGAAGAUACUAACCACGUGUCCAGGGCAAGUUGUUUUCGAAUGAGGUAUGGUGGCUGUUAAUGUAGAGUUCAUUAAUAAAUGCAUGCUGUUAUCGUAUCACUGCUAUCGCGUUUUCUAACCAUACGUUAGAUUAAUGCUAAUGUGUUUCUAGUUUUCUGUCCGUUCCUUGAAAAGAAACAACCCUGGGUUAUCAUGUCCAGCGUAGAAUUACCGUGAAAACAGUCGGCAGACAACAUGAAUAUUCGAGAGUGACCUUGAAGGAGAAGAAAAAUAUGGACCUAUUGCGUUAUCAACACGUGUAUUUCAUCGGUUUCAUGCACCACUGCGCGCUCGUCAAUUAUCAAGUUACCAUGUCAACGGCGUCUGCUUCAUUCGCACAGGCAACAUCAAACAGAAAUCACCGAUGCGCGCGCCAAGCGGAAGAGUUAACUGAGGCGCCGUGUCCGCCUCCCGACCACCUCCACCUCCUUUGUGAUUUCAGCGUCCAUCGGAACCUGACCACAUGCCCGCAACGUGCAUCAAUUAUUGAACGCUGUUUUCAUCGAUUUGGCUUCAUCUACCAGAACUCAAAUUGGACGUUAUGCGUUAAUGCCUUUGAUAAUUGCGUUGCUAUAGGCGAUGUGAUAGAUCGAAUAAAACGCGGUGUAACAACCACAUUUUAUUCCACGUUGACACCUAGUAAAACGCGCCAUAGCACCAGUAAUCAACGGUCGAACAACGUUUCCUCUGGGAGUUCUACAGCUACACCUGUAACCAUGGAUUCGGGAAUACACUCUGACACGUCACUUCCGGAUUCAGCGUCCUAUCUGAUUGUCAGCAUCGGCUGUUCUUUUAUCGCUCUGGAAAUCGUCGUUUUAUGUGCCUAUUUUUGUUACGACAAGAAGCGAGAACGGAACCAGUACGAGAAGCAAGGUCGCAACUCGGAGGAGGACCCGGAGGAGGUGCAGGAGGGCAACAUCGCACCGGAAACAGCGGCCCCUAAUGUCGCCCUGUGUCCUAAAUUAGUCUUCAACGACGAUGACGUGGUCAAAGAGGAUCAAAGCAUUUAUCACAGUUAUUACAACCUGCCUUACAUAGACGAAUCCGCUGCGAAUACACCUGAACGGCAACUUCUACCCCGCCUAUGAUAGUUAUACACGAAGAUGCGUGUGUACAUUUCAAUUAAUUCAGCUUCGCUCUUGGAAAACGGAGCUUAAUGCAUGUGCUUAGACUGUAGCAGUCUGCACAGACUUAUCUGGAACGACACUUUACGUACAUUUAUUAAAACCCAUUUUCCGAGAGCGCGGCUCUUAUUUGUCUGUGGGACAUUUGCAUUAAGGAUCGUUGCUCAAAGUGCGAUCGUAUUUUAGGCAUAAUAUUUAGUGAGAGUAAUGUAGAGUAUAAAAUGUGUAAUGCACAAAUUUAGUCCGUUGUAAAGAGGGCUCGGGCAAUCCUGUUUGAACUUAUAUUGACAUAUACUUUUCAAAGUCCGUGAUUAUGUCUCAAUGAUUUAGUUAGCAUUUUUAAAAAGCCAUAUUUCCAGUUAUUUCGCAAUAUUGUGAUGACCGCAACAGUAUGCACGUGCGGCAAUAACACUUCGUGUAGUGGACUAUUACUGGAUUUACUAUUGCGCGCAGAACUGUUUUUAAAUAAAAUAUGUAUCCUUACGCGUGAAAAUUGCCUCAAUGUCAUGCCACUAUUGGCUUGAAACGACAGAACUAUUUGCCAUGAUUAUGCAUUGUGCAGAAACACAGGAAAGUGUAUUCCUGAAAUCCUGGCCACGCAGUUGCAGGGUUCGGAGGAGGAAUUCUAUAUCUGUCCAAGAAGUAUUGUGUUAUAAGUAAACAACAUAUCCGCUUUGUAAUAUAGACUCGACUUCUUUUAGGAUUACUUUAUAACGGUGCUGGUUUGCGCAUGUUCUUUAUAUUUUGUGUUAACCAUUCUGACGUUUUGUUAUUAUUAUACUGUUUAUAUUUAUUACAUCGUAUUAAGUGAUAAAAUAACCUUGUACGCGUGUAAGUAUAUUUGUGAACAACAUAUUGCUCCCCGAGAUAGUUCUAGUAAUCCAUGUUACCGACAAGAGUGUAAUUUGUUGUCGUUGAACAUAUGAGCCUUGUUCUGAGAAAACUGGGCUUAAUGCAUGUGCGUAAAGUGUCGUCCCAGAUUAGCCUGUGCAGUCCGCACAGGCUAAUCAGGGACGACACUUUCCGCCUAAACUUGAUUUUCGGUAAGGAGGGACUUCCUUGAAACUAAAAAUACCAUAAAAGCGGAAAGUGUCGUCCCAGAUUAGCCUGUGCGGACUGCACAGGCUAAUCUGGGACGACACUACGCAUAUGCAUUAUGACCAGUUUUCUCAGAACGCGACUCAUAUCAACAUUGGAAAAAACGCCAAAUCGGUUGCUGAUAGUUGCAAUGCGCUCUCUCUUGGCCAUGGGUGCAAAAUGUUUUCAACAAUGCAAGGGUUAAGGAACACUGAAACUGCAAGAACUUAUACAAGUUUACCUAUCUAAACCACAAACUCAUCCAAAUGGUACCAUUAAAGCAAGAAAUAAUUGA
This is a messenger RNA of Dreissena polymorpha, 2669 nucleotides long. RefSeq lists its product as uncharacterized. Bases 407 to 1261 code for a protein of 284 amino acids. The record is from RefSeq and is a predicted model, not a curated record. NCBI's taxonomy places the organism in Eukaryota, Metazoa, Mollusca, Bivalvia, Myida, Dreissenidae. The transcript is spliced from 5 exons.